Messenger RNA from Scylla paramamosain (green mud crab), 7893 nucleotides. RefSeq lists its product as uncharacterized. The transcript has 17 exons. The coding region runs from base 2227 to 6129 and encodes 1300 amino acids. NCBI's taxonomy places the organism in Eukaryota, Metazoa, Arthropoda, Malacostraca, Decapoda, Portunidae. The record is from RefSeq and is a predicted model, not a curated record.
CAUUAUUAUUAUUAUUAUUAUUAUUAUUAUUAUUAUUAUUAUUAUUAUUAUUAUUGUUAUUAUUGUUACUAUUAUUGUUAUUAUUAUUAUUAUUAUUAUUAUUAUUAUUAUUAUUAUUAUUAUUGUUAUUAUUAUUGUUGUUGUUGUUGUUAUUGUUGUUGUUGCUGUUAUCUGUUUAUUUACUUAUGUGUGUAUGUGUGUGUGUGUGUGUUUGUAAUCCUCUAGCGACUAAAACCGAUGGCAUACUUUACAUCAAUACGAGUAAAACAAAGCCGUAAACAGAUAAAUAGAACCCACACGCUGGACAGAACAAGAUACAGACAAGACCAGUGCUUCUCCUUGUACCUGCUCACCCUCCGCUACCUGUGUGCCGUCACCUUGUCUUCUUGUGUACUGAUGCAAUAAUUGCAAUGCACAGGCGUUAGAGUAUGUGCAAGUAAACACGGAAGUCGAGGUACUACAUUAUAGGUGCGCCAGUUAAUCUUGCCCGAGAUAAUAACAAUAACUAUCCAUUGAUGAGUGAAGUCGUGCUGGUAGGACGAGAGAAGUGACAUUAGCACUCGUGGCGACGUUCUUCUCAUCUCGCGUGCAUUAUUCUCCAAUAACAGUAAUUAUUUUGGUCACUAAUAAGGUAAUGUGGUAGGGAAACAAUCUUUAUAGUGGUGGGCUUUGAAAUGCUUAUUUUUUUUUACUUUCUCAUCCCCUAGGGCGUUCGUUGUGAAGUAUGGCAACGCGCACCGCUUCCCUCCCCCCCUCCCUCCGUAGCCCCGCCUUCCUGUUCUCCCGCCUGCCUUAGUCACUCCUUGACUAUCAAAGGAGUAGGGUACUUGCCGUUCCCGGUCCACGCGUUGCAUGUGGACACUUCGUUUCCCGUACUGACGACAAACCAAGGUGUGUCCAUAGCACCUGUUUGUUACGUGUUACCAGCGCUGCGUGUGAGUCUCCUGAGCACCAGUGGCGUGACUGUAGACUGUGGUGUGUGCGAUGCUGGGUAGAGGUGAUGACUUGUGAGAUGACUCGCUGCUGAGAACCGAGAAAAACGAGGACUGAAUUGAUUAUGUUUUGAAGUGUAAUAAAACUGUGUGUGUGUGUGUGUGUGUGUGUGUGUGUGUGUGUGUGUGUGUGUGUGUGUGUGUGUGUGUGUGUAACGCGAUACAGGCACAUGUACUUGUGCAGACAAGAAAAGUACUCUUUACGCGUGUGAACGGUCAUGUGUGCGCGCGCCCGUGUGCACGUGGAAACUCAAUCACUGUAAACUUAUCCUGUCUAAAAGCAAAACGAAAUACGAAUAAACAUCACCACUACCAUCUGCUCCUAAGUGUAUAUGUGUUUAUGUCCAUGUACGUGUCUGCAAUGAUGUGAGUGUAUACUGAGUGAAGAUACCUGAAACAGUGCUCACGAUGAGGCUAUGGACUGCCGUGGGCGUGGUGGUGGCCGUGGGGGUGGCGGCGGCGGGGUGGCGUGGUGGAGGCGUGGUGGUGGUGGAGGGGACCCGCGUGUGGGUGGAUGAGACAGGUGGCUACAGGCAGGUGGUGGCCGCCCUCCACCCUGCCCUCCGCCCACACAACUGUACAACGUUCUUCCACAACUUGAAGGUGUGUAUGGCAGGGUUGCUGGCAGGUGCUGGGGCGUGAAACCAAUGCAGGUGUGGUCAGGUGAGGUGCAGUGCUGUUGUGAGGUGUGAAGGUGUCCUUUGCGAGGUUCUCGGAGCAGCUGUGGCGCGCGACCCGGGGCAGCGUGCACCUGGGAAGCUUGCAGGUGGUGGUGCCCGCGCAGGUGUGGCGGGCGUGUGGCGCGCCGCCCCCAGACGCCCCAGCGGCCACCUGGCACUCUUGGAACGACGCGGAUCUCGCCAUCACUCCUGGAGGCGCAAGCGGCGGCGAAUGGGCAUGGGGACCCGAGGGCGGCGUUGGCGUGGGGGUGAGCCAGCCCGAGGGGUGUGGCAGGCCUGGUCACCGCAUCACACUGGACGCUGACCUGCUGCAGGAGCUGACCCAGGAUGACCUACCCACCCUCAGCCGCGCACUGGUCGGGGCGUGGGCAAGGUACCGAUGGGGCGUAUUUGAGGAACGCGGCUACCACGCCCACCCACGCUACCCCGCCAUCCACCGCAGGGACGACACCCCCACGCCCACGGCCUGCACCGACAACCCAGACGCGGGACGCUGGGUGGCCGCCUCAGGGUCAGACCAGUGUCAGGAGGGAGCCGAAGACCAGUGCUUGUGGAUGCCGGACGCCGCUGUCCCGCGUAACACCUCGCUCCUCUACCACUCCGACUUGCCGCAGGUGUGGCAGUUCUGUGACGCUGACACCCACGACAAGGACUCCCCGACGCCCCACAAUCUGCUGUGCGGCGCCAACAGUGUGUGGGACGUCAUGCGGCGACACCCAGACUUCACCCCCGACCACGCCACCUCCACCACACCCCCUACCACCCGCCCUCCUCCACCUCCUUCACCUCACACAGUCCCCGACUCCUCUGCCGCCUCCCUUUCACCUAUAUUUGAAGAGGGAAGCACCAUGGGAGGAGCGGCGAGCGAGGACACGACCACGGAGAGACAGAAACUUGCCACUGCAUCAUCUGAUCAACUCCACACGUCCGCCUCACCGCUCUCCGCUAUCCAGCGAUACCCGGCGGCUGCUAGCAGACUAAUAGGUGGCGGGGACCUCGGGGGAAGCUCCUGGGCGCCAGAUGACGGACGGGUGACACACAACGACAGGGGAGGAAGCGUGAGGCUAAGGAAGAAAAGGAGAAAUAUUUCUCCUCAGCUGGGUGUCAUCCCAAUGCGCCCCAGCCUCGUCACCGCUCAUAUUGCCGCAUCUUCCUCCGCAUCAUCACCGUCACCGUUAUCAUUACCCUUGCUAUCGUCAUCACCCUCCAUUCGCAGCCUCUCCACAUCCACUGAGGGAAUUCGCGCGGCUGAUCUGACACUCCAGCAUGAUCCUGCCACCCGCCAGAGGAACAAAAGCCACACGGAGAAUUAUAAAAGAGUUGAUGUGCAGCAGCAGCAACAACACCAGGAAGUGAAGGAGGACGAGAAAAGGAAGGUAGAAGAAGAGGGAAGAAGAAUAAACAACGAAGACAAAAUGAAUUGGGCGUACCUUGAUCUCACGACGACUACCACCAUGGCAUCUGUCUUCUCGCCACCCUCCUCUUUUCCUUCCUCGUCCUCGUCCUCAUAUCAGCCCCCUCCUCCAGAAGUAGAGUUCCUGACCCCUGCUCCGAGUGUCGUGGUGUUGGCCCUAGACCUUUCAGACCAAGCCAUAGCGCAGGUGGCAAUGGAGGAGGUGAGGGGUGGGGUGUUGCGUUGGUUGUGGGGGCUUGGCGAGGGCGUGAGAGUGGGGGUGGUGGCCGCUUACCGCAACUCCUCCUAUCCGCUGACCCUUGGCCCUCUCCUGCCCGCCCCCACCACGGCCGCCGAGCUGGAGGACGAGCUGGCGCUGCUCCCCUCCGGCGCCGAGGUGGAGAGCGGCGCCUACGGGGGCGUGUACUGCCUCGACUGUGUGUUGGACGAGGCGGUCAAGAUGCUUGAAGACAAUGGUGUGGUGGCAGGCAACGGUGUGCUGCUCCUGGCAGCAUGUAACCCUUUGGUGACCCCCAGCCACCUGUCCUACCCGAACAUAGCCACUGUGCACACCUUGGCACUGUGUUCCUCUACCACACCGCUUCUGGACCAGCUGGCCCACCCAGAAGGAGCCUGGGUACUGUCUGGGACAUCUCCAUCUGAGGAACAUCCUGGGGAAGAAAGUGGAGAGCAGCGCAUGGCAGAGGUGCUGACGGCAGCCACACAGGCAGCCCUCGCCUUUCCUGGAGACCCCAUAUUGACCAAGGUGGGUGGGGUGGUGGUGGCGGCGAGGCGCAGCAGUGUGGAAAGCAGUGGCCCUUACAGUACUGUGAGGGGUCAGGUGACCCUCCCCCAGACAAGUGACAGCCUCCUCAUUGUCAUCACCACGCAGCAUCAUGCCAAGAUUGUGGAGGUAACAAGUCCAUUAGGAAAGGAAGUGGACCUUGUCAGGGACAGCAACCAACGUUUCUGGGCUGUGAUGGAGCAGGGUGGUGGUCGCGGCAACUUUACCUAUGCCCUCAAAUUCCUGACUAGCUCUGUUGCAUUUCCUGUCCCCAUAGCUGUGGAUGUGUAUGCACGGCGGCCAAAUAGUGAAGGGGUGACAGUGACUCUACACACAAGCAACAGUGCCCACCGUCCACUGGAGCCAAAUUCACCGCCGCUGGUGGUGUGGGCAAGGGUAACUCAUGGUGGCCAGCCAGUGGUGGGUGCUCGAGUGCUGCUGAGAGUGAGCCGCCUGAGUGAGGGCGGUGCUGCAGACACAACUGUGGAGCUGCUGGAUAAUGGAAAUGCUGAGCCUGAUGUGCGUGCCCAGGAUGGCGUGUACACAAGGUACCUGACGUGGCUGCCAGGGGAGGGUCGGUAUGCCCUCACUGCCCUCGCCACAGACCAUCAAGGUGUCGCCUCUGUACUGAGGCUGAGGAGGAGGGAUGGCCGCUUGGUGCCAAUCAGUGCCGGACAGUUUGUCAAGAGCAGCGGCACUGUGGCCCUUACAGUGGCUCGAGUCACCUCAGCAGACCUUGUGCCACCCUCACGCAUCACUGACCUGGCUGUCACACCACUGCAUGGCACAUUUGUCAACCUCACCUGGUCAGCACCUGGUGGGGAUCUGGACCAGGGAUCAGCCUGGCAGUAUGAGCUCAAGAUGUACACAGAGCACGAUGCCCUGAGUGAGCACCGCUUCAACACAUCAACCAUCGCUGUGUACUGCAUCACCCAGGACCUUCGCACCCCAACUCCCCCACCAGCACCGUAUGGCACCCCACAACACUGCCUCACCGAACUGCCCUUCACAAACCUCAGGUGGUACUUUGCCAUCCGAGCCAUAGAUGCUGCCAACAACACUGGCAGCAUCUCCAAUGUUGUCUCAGCCUUCGUGCCAGACCUGCCCACCACCUCACCCUCAAAUACUCCUGUCAGCCACGAGUUCUCCAACAUCCAGACUGUCAUCAUGUCCACCAUUCCAAGCCCAGAUGACCCUUCGGGAAACACUACGUCCUCCCCCAAUGACCGAGUGACUGCAGCAACACCAGACUGGAGGGUGUGGGUGGCAGUGGGUGUUGUGGUGGGUGGGGUGGUAGUAGCUGUAGUAGUUGUAGCACUGUGUGUGUGCUGCUGCAGGAGGGACCAAGGAAGGGCUGAGAAGGAUCCUGACCGACCCGUGUACAAGAUUUAUGUAAACAAUGCAUAUAUACAGGAAGAGGACGGAGAGAUCAAAGUGGUGAGCAACGGCAAGUUGGUGGAUGACAAGGAGCCCAGUCAGGUACAGGAGUGGGUCAAUUCACUCUCCAAGUUCGGGUCAAGUGAUGUGUACGGCUGUGAACCUGGUGAGCCCAUCACGGCCCCCCCCGAGGCACCCCUGGUGGAGUGCCGCCCCAGAGCGUCAGUCAAGUAUGCUAGUCCAGUGCGAUUUGGAGUGCUGACCAAUGGCUCCAUCAUGCGGGACGGUUGCCAGUCCUCCUCCUCCACCUCCUCCUCCAAGCCCUCAGAGGACACCAGUAAUGAGGACGUCAAGUACCGGGACUUAUCAGAAACCACCAGUAACUCCACCACCGACGGAGGUGCCUCAGCAGCCUCCACUGCCACCACAGACACAGUGCCACUGCCACUGCCACCUCCACCACCUCCACCCCCAUUGCCAUCCUUAGGGGAGAAUGCCAGGGCAGUGCCUGUCACUGUGCAGCCCAGUGAGACUGAGCAGCCACUGCCUCCACCACCACCACCACCACAAGUGAUGCCGCAACCCCUGGGCAUCCCAGGCCCCACAGUCAUUUCCAUCCACUCUGGGCCAUCCCUGAACAGUGGCUACAGCAGUGAUGAGGACGGGGGCUUCAGGCCACGCACAGUGCCAGGUGCGGGGCCCAGGAGGUACCUACCCACCCAUUUCUCUUCCUUCCGCUACCUUCCUCCUCCGCCUGAGUACCGCUCAGCUGUGAGUGGCAGUAUAGGCAUCAGUGGUGCAGUGGACUACCCUACCUGCCACACCAUUUCCCGCGCUGCCACUACACUGCCACACGGGACUGUGCGUAGUGUAAAGAAGCGACGCCACAUAUCUUUUGUGUAGCACAGGAAGAAACAACAUGCCAUCAUGACAUGUUUAGGGAACUUUCUGCAUGUUGCAUUUGACACUUUGUUCCUGGUAGUGGAUAACAAGUGCUUUAAUACAUACUACACAAAGCUUGGCAACAGUGACAUCUGUAGUGAUGAGCUGACUUCAAGUUGUCCAUUGAUACUAUGGCGCUGUGCUGCUAUGGUGGGUGUGCUGCACUCAUGUGUCUCAUGGCUAGAAAACAGUGACACAUUUUAGUGAAUAUUUUCAAGACAGCGAACAUAUUGUAAACAAGGAUCACUUUAAUUUCUUAGAAAGACCGUUGCUUCAUUUUCUUCAAUGUGAGUUUGUAUGUUAUUUUUCAUUUUGUAAAUAUGUACAUAUGUAUUUGAAAUGCCAAAUGACCGUUGAUUUUUUGUGAUAUAAUUUGUAGGCAGUGUCUGUCCCAGGGAGCUUUUCUGUAUAUAUAUGGAAACAAUAUAGCAAUAUUUCUUGGGCAACCAUGGACCUUCAUAGUGGAUGUAUUUGGAGGUCACUGAUGAUUUAUUUUUGUUCUUGUAGGACGUGUCAAAAUAUAAAACAGGAAAUGUUUUCCAAGACAGGGAUGCAGAAAUGGUGUGAAGCAAAAAGGCUUAUAGUAUUAUUGUUCCAUAAAAGAACGUGUCACUACAUAAUGGGUCACAAUAUAAGAAAAUAGAUGCAUGAAAACUGUAAAUAAGAUAGAAAUGAGAAAGUGUUGUUAUUUUGAUCUCAGAGGGAAUAGGUAUGUAUAAGAAGGAGACAGUGGUGCAUCUUGAGUGACAGGAAGAGGAAUGCCUGUGGGAAGCGAAGGGAGCAAGGCAGUAUCCAGGACACUUCAACAGAUACAUGUGUAAAUUCUGGCAAGGAACUAUCUCAUAAACUUAAAGUGAAUGUAUAAGGCAUUUUUUUUUUUUUUGGGGGGGGCAUGUGCUUGUUACAGACUUCUUUUGAUGUUUAAGGAUGUUCUUGCACCGUUGUGAAUCAUGAUUAAUUAGGGCAGUAAAGCAACAGAAGAUUUAUCAGUAAUAACUAUACAAAAUAUUAACUAUAAACAAAUUAUAGUAAAAUAGGAAAUACCAAGAACUUGUGAAAUAUUAGUGAGAAAAUCCCAAACUAAAGACUUUAAUAUGGAUUGGGUUGACCCUUGCCCCACAGGCAUUGCAUACGAUAGGAAGGACUGAAAAGGAUCCACAGAGGGAGUGGUGGCGUUGUACUCUGUAUCAUGGACUCUGGUCAAGCAAUUUUGCCACCUGAGAAGACGUGAACAGGAUUACAUGGUCAUUGGGCAGUGAUCUCACCUGUUGACUGGCCUUCAUAUUUGAGGUAUUUUUAAACAUGUGGGAAACUCACAUUAUAUUCCUACCAAAACCUAUCUUUAUUAAAAAUUAUACAGAUACAUAACUUGUUAACUUAAAAAUAGGUAAGGAAUUUUAGUAAGAAUAAAGUCACCUUACCAUACAAUUAAAAAGGAAAUGGAAAUGAAAUACAUGGGACAGUCAGCAGGCAGAAUAUCUCUCAGUGCUAGUGCUGCUUGCCUCAGGUGACAGAAUCACUGGGCCAGUCCUGACAGGCAUAGGUAUGCAUGGGCACGUGUGAGCCCGUAUCAUGACCAAAGAUUCACCUGCCUCCUCAUUUUAGUUUUAAAGUGGAGUCAUGCAUUCAUGUCUCCGGUAUCAUAAAUUGGUUGUGUACAUAGUUCUUUGUAUUAUUUUGUACAUAUUCUGUAACAUGUGCUUCCUGAAAAGAAUGUACCGACAA